AUGAGCGAAUCGUUCUCCAACGGAUGUGAACAGGAAGCGUUGAAGUUCGCCAGUCACCUUUCGCCGACCAAGAUUGGAAUGCUCGCCCCGAGCCCGAUAGUGACGAGACGGACGAGGACCGAUUCAACGUCCGCUCUAGCUCUCAAGAAUCCACAGAUAUCCGGAAAGGUCAAAUACUUUUGCAAAUCUAAAGGACACGGCUUUAUCACUCCAGACAAUGGUGAUCCGGACACGUUUGUACACAUAUCAGAUAUUGAAGGAGAAUUUGUUCCGUUACCCGGCGAUACAGUACAUUAUCGCUUAUGCCCUAUUCCUCCAAAACUAGAAAAGUGCCAAGCCGUACAUGUGGAAAUCGUUAAUUUAACACCUCAAGUACAUUUAAAAUGGGAUUCGCCAGAAAACAAUUAA
Molecule: messenger RNA, 408 nt
Organism: Macrosiphum euphorbiae (potato aphid)
Lineage: Eukaryota; Metazoa; Arthropoda; Insecta; Hemiptera; Aphididae
Source: the annotation of a GenBank genome assembly